Molecule: messenger RNA, 6367 nt
Organism: Oncorhynchus tshawytscha (Chinook salmon)
Lineage: Eukaryota; Metazoa; Chordata; Actinopteri; Salmoniformes; Salmonidae
Product: stAR-related lipid transfer protein 13-like
Exons: 20
Biological process (GO): regulation of Rho protein signal transduction; actin cytoskeleton organization; signal transduction
Molecular function (GO): lipid binding; GTPase activator activity; protein binding
Source: RefSeq, a predicted model, not a curated record
CCCAUCUCAGCCUUAUGACAUGCAAACACAUGUUGUUCUCUGCUGGGUUUUCUUCUGUCGGCUGAAGGGACCAGUGGCAGUAUCACAGGGCUCAUAGUGGACACUGGGAUGGUAUGGACCUGCCUUACCAAGGAUAAUGCUCCUACUCUCCUCGGGACUGUAAAUCCACUGGAAUUCUCUCUUCUUGUUGUCUCUCUCUUCAGCUGGGGUCUGGGUUCUGGGUUCUGGAGUCUGGGGUCUGGGGUCUGGACAGUUCAUCUUUCCCUCCUCAACAACCUCUCCUGCACAGUGUCUCAGACACAGGAAACAUUGGCCAGAACUGACCACCGAGGCUUCAUGAUAGGAUCUCCAACCCGUUACCAUGGCGAUGUGUGAAAGACCAGUAGACACUCUUCCAGUCAGUCAUCAACCCCCUCACAGACACGGACAGACUCUGGACACAGUGACCGUUCUACUGGAGGAUAUACAGGGUCACCGUGAGGUUGAAGGUCAGGGUCAGGGGGUUGAGGUUACCUCUGUAGUGCAGUGUUGUGAUGGCCUGAGCCCCAUGUCCACACCACCUCCCCUGGGGGAAUCAGGAGACCCAGAGCCCAUGAACAGUGGAUCUACUCAGGCUCAAACCACAACGAACAGAGAUCUAGAUGAGGUGGACAUGGACCAUACGCAUCCCUGUGAAGCAGAUCCCAUAGAGAGUGGACUGACCCUGGAUCAGACGUGGGACAUGUACGAGGUGGACCAAACCUCCACGAUGAGCUGUGAUACUGAGGUGGAGCUUGGGACGGGGACUGAGACUACUCCACACAUACAGGUGUGUCCUACAGAGUCUGGUCUGGUCACAGAGGUGAAUGGACGCUCUGGGAAACAACAUGGUAGAGAGCCUGUAGAGGAGAGGGAGAGGCCUAAGGAGACCCCUUCUCCACCCUCCUCUCCAGUCUCCUCUCUGCCCCUCUCUCCUGGCCAGACUCUGGGACAUGUUGCCCUUGAUACCCCCCAGGAAAGGUGUCUAGAUGCCCCAGGGCCAGGCAAGGGUAGUUCCAUGGACCUGUUCUGUAUCGUAAAACACAAACCCAGCGCUAUCGUGUUCUCUGGAGACGACAACAUCGACAACGUCAGCCCAACUAGAGUCUUCGUCACCCAGAGCCUCGAUGGAGAGGAGUCUCUCUCGGGCGAUGAGGAUGAGGGUGGCGAUGAUGUGGAGGAGGAAGAGGAGGAAGAGAAGGAUGAAGAGAUCCCUGAACUGCCGCAGUAUAAGGAGUUCCUAGUCAGCCAUCGCCGUAGAAACGUGAGCAGGAACAGGAAGAGGCAGAGGAAAGGACAGGAACUCCCGCCCACUGGCUCUCUGAUUGACCUGGGCUCCACCAAUAAGACCAGGUUAAAGGCCAAGCAGGAAGAAGAUGAGGAAGAGGAGGAGGAGGAAGAAGAGGCUGAAAGGAGACGGGCACGGUCCCCGUGGUGUGAUUCUAUGAGUCAGCUGAUGAGGAAGUUGGAUCAGCUCAAUCUGGACAUACAGGAAGCACUCAGCGCUGCUAGCUCCUCCCACUCUGACAACGACCAACCAGAAACACAACAACCAGAACUGAGUGCUCCUGCACUGGGAAGGAUGAUAAGCAGAGGCCUGGUCCACGACCACAAUACCUCCAGGCCUUCUAACAGACCCCCAGAGAGCAGCGUGUCCAGCUCCAGACAACGUUCUCGUCCCCUGGCCCGCAGCAGACCCCUGAUCCGUUCCUCCCUACACUCCCCCUCACACCUCCAAUACAGACGGAGAACCGGUGAAAACAGGAUGACCAGCCAAUCAGAAGAGAUCGAGGCCAAGGAGGCUUGUGAUUGGCUGAGGGCUGCAGGGUUCCCACAGUAUGCCCAGCUCUACGAAGACUCCCAGUUUCCUAUAGAUAUCUUGUCAGUGAAGAGGGACCAUGAUUUCUUGGACAGGGACCUGGUGGAACCUCUGUGUCGACGUCUUAACACUCUGAACAAGUGUUGCUCCAUGAAACUAGACGUCAGCCACCCCAGGAAGAAAACUGAUGAUUCAGACGACGAUGACCCGCUAGCCAUCAGUAAGAGAUGGACCUUUGAAUGGAACAGCCGGCGCUGGUCCCGCCUCCAGGACAUGCACUUCCUGCUGGGCUCGCCCAAUGAGAGCAGUCCUGAGGGGUGCCAGGGGGAGGGGCGACUGAGGAGCACAGUGAGCAGUGAGAGCGUCCUGACGGACCUGAGUGAACCAGAGAUCACGGAUAUAUCCUCUCUGCACAGUCAAGACUCUCUGGGAGCCAUGCUUCCUGACUCUGUCUCUAUGGUCUCACUGGCAGGACCCUACCAGCCCCCAAGAGACCUGUCCCACUACAACUCUCUACCAAUCAAAAGCAGCCGUCACGGCCAGGGAGGGCGGAGUCCGGCAAAGGCCUUCCUGCGUCGCAUGGAGAUGAUGCGUACCUGGGGGCCGUCCUCCAAGAGGAAGUCAGGAAGUGGGCGGGCGCCGCUCGUCAUCAGUGGGCCGGUCCUACAUGGGGAGGAGCCCCAGGCAUUACAGAUGCUCCACUGUGUUCCCAUCAAUCAAUCAGAGGACAGUCCUCAUCCUCCCCACCAAUCAGAUGACAACUCGUCCCCUAUCGCCCUCGGUAAUGGCAGCAAGGGCCAAUCGGUGACGAGCGGUGUGAGUUCCAUGCGUCCCUGUGUGAAGGAUUCUGUCUCCAAGCCUAAAAGAGGAAGUAUGUACCUGGAAGACAUGGAGCUGCUCUCUGGCGCCCCCCAUGUUCGGAGGACUGAAGCACAACAGAGCCCGUUCAGCAGGAACCACUUCCGUUCAUACGAGGACCUGCUGGUCCACAUCCCCAAGAACCACAAACCAGGCACCUUCCCCAAAGCCUUGUCUAUAGAGAGUCUAGCCACAGCCACCAACCACCAGCACCAGACCCCUUCUCCCUCCCCACUCCACCCCAGCAAAGGCUCCCUCUGGACGGGUACGGCUCUGUCCAAGAAGCCUCCCUGUCCUGGAGCUCCGCGGGGCAGCAGGGUGAGUGUGUAUGAUAACGUCCCCGGGUCUCACCUGUACGCGUCCACAGGUGACCUGCUGGAUGUGGACCGAGACGAUCACCUGUUCCCCCACCUGGAUGACAUCAUCAGUCACGUCAGCGGCCUGCAGCAGAUUGUAGACCACUGGAGUCGCAGCAUGCUGACGGAGGGUGGGGUGGGGGAGGAGGGGGAGAGGACCACACCCAGUGAGGGGGAGGGAGAGGGGAGGACCACGCCCAGGGAGGGGGAGGGAGAGGGGAGGACCAUGCCCAGUGAGGGAGAGAGAGACGGGGUCUCCCUGAUUGACAUAGAGUCUACAGGGACCAGAGAGAGGAGAGACUCAGGAGUAGGAGCUUCCCUUACCAGACCACGGUGAGUUCUGCGGUGGCCGAGCUUCCGCCUCCCUGAAAAUCUGCGCCAAUCAGGCUCCGCACUGCAGAUCAGUAGCCAAUCAGCAGGCCAGCUCAGCCUGCUCCAGAAGUUCUCUCUGCUCCGACUCACAGCCAUCAUGGAGAAUUACUCCAUGUCUAACAAACACGGCUGGACCUGGUCUGUCCCUAAGUUUAUGAAGCGUUUGAAGGUCCCUGACUACAAGGAGAGAAGUGUGUUUGGUGUUCCCCUCAUCGUUCACACACAGCGCUGUGGUUACCCUCUACCUCUUUGUCUACAGCAGGCCCUGAGACAUCUCAGGACGCACUGUCUUGACCAGGUGGGUCUGUUCCGUAAAUCUGGUGUGAAGUCUCGUAUCCAGGCGUUGAGAGAGGAGUGUGAGACCAGUCCUGACAGUGUGUGUUACGAGGACCAGUCAGCGUACGAUGUAGCAGACAUGGUUAAACAGUUCUUCAGAGACCUUCCUGAACCUCUACUGACCAGCAAGCUGGGAGAGACCUUCCUACACAUCUACCAAUAUGUCCCUAAGGAGCAGAGGUUGCAGGCCGUGAGGGCGGCCAUCUUGCUGAUGUCAGACGAGAACAGGGAAGUGCUCCAGACGCUGCUCUGCUUCCUGCGUGAUGUCACUUCCUGUGUAGAGGAGAACCAGAUGACCCCUAUGAACCUGGCUGUGUGUCUGGGCCCCUCCCUGUUCCACCUCAACAUACUGAAGAAUGACAACCUGUCCCCCAGGUCGAUCCAGAAGAAGUAUGCUACGGGCCGUCCGGACCAGAAGGACCUGAGUGAGAACCUUGCCGCCACACAGGGCCUGGCUCACAUGAUCACUGAGUGCCAGCACCUGUUUGAGAUCCCACAGGACAUGGUAAGCCGGUCCCAUAACUCCUACAUGGAGGCUGAGUUACUAGCGCCCCCUCUGGACGAGCUGCGUAAGACACAUGACGAGGAGGACGAGGAAGAGGAGGAGGAGGAGGAGGAAGGAUCCUACCACACACACAUGGAGGGGCUGGUCCAGGGACUACUAAAAGAGGCCAGAGACAACAGCAAAGGAUGGGUAUCCCGGGCUACCACUGACCACACUGAACUGGCCUGCAAAAAGGUGGGUGAUGGUAACCCACUGCGGCGGUGGCGUGUGUGUGUGGAAGUGUGUGCGAAGCCCAGUGAGGUGUUGGAGAGGCUGCUGCGGGAGCGCCCCCUGUGGCAGACAGACGUACUGCAGGAGAAGGUUCUGGUUACCCUGGGCAGACAGACAGACAUCUACCAGUACAGCUUGCAGAGCAUGGCCCCACACCCCAACACUGACUACGUAGUACUGAGGUCGUGGCGUAGCAGCAUUUCUAAGGGUUGCUGUGUGUUGGUGUGUGUAUCAGUGGACUAUGAGGACAGUCCAGCCAUGGUGUCAGUCAGAGGAGUGAUUCUAGAAUCACAGUACCUUCUAGAACCCCACGGAACCGGGAAGUCCCGACUCACACACAUCUGCAGAGUCGAUCUGAAGGGCAGGUCUCCAGAGUGGUACAACAAGGUGUUUGGUCACCUGUGUGUCUCUGAGGCCCAGAGGAUCCGUUCCUCCUUCCUCCCUCCAGACCCCCCAGGCACCGAGACCAAGAUCUGAACCCCAGGACCAGGGCAUGAGGCUGGGCUACACCGCCAGGGAGCACGGCCCCAAGGACCAGAAGACCAGAGAGAAGUUGCUGUAAAAAAACGCAGGAGAACAGGACGGCUAGAACCGUGGACCUUCGAAGCUUGGACCUAGAUUCAUGGACCUAGAAACUUGAACAAAAGGGCUAGUUCCAUGGACCUAGAACCAGGGAACCUAGAACCAGGGAACUGGGGAAGCAGGAGGGAAGACUAGUUUGACCUAUAACUAGGAACCAGGGUUCUGGAUGCAGCGACCUAGAACCACGACUGGUGAUAGAAAAUGUAGAACCAGGAAAUAUGGAACAAUCUAUCAGGGAUUCUUAAACUAUUUCAGAAAUUGACUGUCCUCCCAUGAUCCAAAUCGUCCUCCAACGACCCAAGUUAAGAAGAAAUAGUGUGUGAUGAUAGAUGUAUUCUUAUAACUCACGACCCACCUCUCACAUGCCCAGGGACCCACUUUGGGUACCGACUCAUAGUUUAAGAAACCCUUUUCUAAACCUUGGAACCAGAGAUUUGGAACAAUCUAAUGUAGAACCAGUGACACUGAACAAUAUUGAACUUGGAACAAGGGAUACGGAACAAUCUAGAACUUUGAACCAGUGACACUGAAUAAUCUAGAAUUCAGAACCAGGAAUAUGGAAUGUUCUAGAUUGAAUUUGAAGACAGAUCUGGGUCCAGAUUCACAAAACCAAGAAGCUGCUUAAGAACGAAAAUAAGAAGUUCAUAAAAUUCCAAUUCCUCCACAAUAUUUCAAGAUUUAAUAAUUCUCUUACGAACUCCUCAAAUAUCUUCAUACAAAACUUCUUAAAAUGUUUGUUGCUAGGCAACCGGUUUAAGCUAGCUAUCUAGCUAACAACGGUAAUCAUGUUAGCAUAUUUCCUACUGAGAUUACUGUUCUUCAACAUGUUUUUUUGGGGGUUUAAAAUAAUCAAUACUGAAACUUUCAGUUGAAGUUUGUGAAUGAAUUAAACAGGUUCAAUUGCUUUCAUGAGAUUUUUCUCUCACUGCCCAGAGUUUAAGAUGAGGGUUUAUCUAUCUUGGAGUUAAGAACAAAUCCUAAAACAUCCCAAAACUGAAUUUUCAAGAGUCUAAUUUCUUCUUAACCUUUUUUGCUUCAGGAGAAAAUGUUUUAAAAAAAUACCCAUAACAUUUGUUAGUAAACUUUUUGAGAAAUAUCAACUUUACUUAAUUUUCUUCAUAAAUUUACAGUUAAGGGGGAAAAAUGGCAGUUGAAAGGUCAUUUCUUCUUAAAGAAGGUUUUGUGAAUCUGGGUCCCUGGUUCGUAAAGCUUUAUCUCUGCUCUCAGCAUCACUGUCAGUUUAAACUACUA